This is a messenger RNA of Daucus carota subsp. sativus, 2018 nucleotides long. RefSeq lists its product as uncharacterized. The record is from RefSeq and is a predicted model, not a curated record. NCBI's taxonomy places the organism in Eukaryota, Viridiplantae, Streptophyta, Magnoliopsida, Apiales, Apiaceae. The transcript has 3 exons. The coding region runs from base 93 to 1892 and encodes 599 amino acids.
AAAUCAAAAAAAGAAGAAAGAAGUGUGAAUGAGGCAUUCACUGAAUUCGAUACAAUUACAGGUCUUGAGCAUCAGAAGGCACAGCAAAAGCAAUGGCACAACCCAGAAAAAGCUUCCUCCCCCUCUUCAUCCUCUCAAUCUCUCUCUUCUCUCUCAUCAUCUUCUCUCUCUACCCUUCUUCUCCCCAAUCUCUCCCUUCCAAAUCCUUCCACUCCCACCUCAUAAAUCCCACCCAGUCUUUCACCCUCACCAUCAAACUCCUCACUUUCAAUCGCCUCCACUCUCUCUCUCGCUGCCUCACCUCUCUCUCCUCUGCUCACUACGACUCCAACAGAGUCAAUCUACACAUCUACAUUGACCAUUUCGCAAAUGGGUCGCCAGAUUUGGAUCAAAAGCUAAAUGGGUCGCAUCAAAUUUUGGAUUUUGUUGAUGGGUUUGUGUGGAAAUUUGGGGACAAGAUUGUGCAUUAUAGGACUGAGAAUGUGGGUUUACAAGCUCAGUGGUUGGAAUCUUGGUGGCCUAGUGAUGAUAAUGAGUUUGCUUUCGUUGUCGAAGAUGAUCUGGAGGUCUCGCCUUUGUAUUAUAAGUUUUUGAAGGGUUUGAUUCUUGAGUAUUAUUAUAAUGAGUCUAAUUAUAGUCCAUGGAUUUACGGGGCUUCUUUGCAGCGACCCAGGUUUGUUCCAGGUAAACAUGGAAAUAAAAUUCAAUUGGAUGGGGGAACACGCCUUUUCUUGUAUCAGCUGGUGGGUACCUGGGGACAGCUUCUGUUUCCAAGGCCCUGGAAAGAGUUCCGUCUGUGGUACGAUAUCCACAAGAAUAAGGGAAUCAAACCAUAUCUUGAGGGUAUGGUGACGACAGGAUGGUAUAAAAAGUUGGGAGAGAAAAUAUGGACUCCUUGGUUUAUCAAAUUUAUUCAUGCUCGUGGUUAUUUCAAUAUAUAUACAAACUUUUUGGGUGACAGAGCACUCAGUGUAUCUCACAGGGAUGCUGGAGUCAAUUAUGGGAAAUCAGCAGGGCCAGAUUCCUAUUUACUUGAUGAAAGUUCUCUGGACUUCAAUCUCCUUGAAAUGCAGCCUUUGAGUAAUCUGAGGUGGUAUGAUUUCUGUUUCCAAGAAGUUCUUCCUGGUAGAGUUGUCAAACAUAUCAAUGAAUUUGGCUCUGUUCUCAACUCUGUGCACAAAUCUAAAACCAUUAUUUUUGUGAGCCUAUAUGAAACAUCGGAGGAACUUAUUAGAAAUUUGAUCUGCCACUUUGAACGAUUAAAUACCUUGAACUACAUCUUUAUGGGUCCAGAAUCUAGUUUGUUGCAUGAUCUUGCAAGAAGGGGGCAUCCUGUUAUUGAUGCAGACAAAUUUUUUGAUAACACCAGAGCUCCCAAUGCAAGAAGUAUUCCAGUAUCUGAGUUGGAGCUAGUGAAGGAUACUUACGUAAAGUCUUACGUGAUUAAAAAAUCCUUGGAGCUCGGGUAUAAUUCCUGGUUGGUGGUGGGAUACAUAGUUCCCUAUAGCAGUGAGUCAUUUGUCGAUUCUUACACUCGGACUUGUGACUUUUUUAUGAGCAAAGACAAAAGUGCUUUCUUUGCCCGAAGUUCAUCUUCAGCGCAUAAAAUCUGGGUUGAUCAAGUUAUAGCCAAUCUUGAAAAAAUGUCAAAUAGAGAUGAUUCCCUUGCAAGGGAUGGCAGACGAUUCAUGUAUGUUCUGGAUAAAGUACUGGAGAACAAGAUUACCGAAUUUGAUUUUGGUGUAGACAUCAAUGCCAAUGCUGUUGAAAAGAAUGUGUUUUGGUUUCCGCAAAUGGGUUUGGAUAUAGUUCAGAAGAAACUUCAAAAUCUGAGUUUGUGGCUAGUUGAUGACAAUCUAUCUUGCAAUGCAGUAAUCUGUCAUAGCAAUUAGCGACCAAGUUAUGGCUUAGUUUGUAGAUCUUGUAUGAUUGUAUCAUAUUUUUUCUACCGGAAUAUCAUUACACUGUAUGAGACUUCAUCUGGAGAUAAAAUACUAACUACACAAGGCUUCAAGAAA